Molecule: messenger RNA, 818 nt
Organism: Thecamonas trahens ATCC 50062
Lineage: Eukaryota; Apusomonadida; Apusomonadidae
Exons: 2
Coding region: 54-800 (248 amino acids)
Source: RefSeq, a predicted model, not a curated record
CCGCACACACGCACGCGCCACGGUCCCACACACCCCGACACCUCUCGCUAUUGAUGGACCCUACUUUGACAGACCCUCUUCCGAACAUGGCAUCCACUACUGCGACUGAGCCCGGCACUGACGGUCGUCUGGCCCCCAAUGGCAACUAUGGCGCCAGUGACGCGACGCCGGCAGUGGUCGCGGUCAAUGUGUCGGCAACCAAGGAAAAUGCACCGUUGCUUGCCGGAGGUGCGGCCAGCCAGGCUGAGAACGGACAGACCGCAGCGGUAGCGACGACAGGCAGCCACGGUGGGCGGUCGGCCGGAUCGGGCAGCGAGGGCGAGGCCGUGCUCGGCGUGGCGCCCAAGGUUGCGCUUGCCUCGCUGUACACCUUUGCGGUCCUUGUUGCGCACUUUUUCCUGGCGACGACAGGCAUCCUGCUGAUGAAGGAGUCAUACUCGCUCCCGUACAACGCGGGCUACUUUUACUUUACGCUGGCAUUUGUUGCCGGUGCGCUGGCCAUUCCGAUCUUGCUUGUGGUCUCGAUGAAGGCGUCGGGCGAGGUGACAUGCCAUCCGGGCGAGUACUCGUGGAUCAUGCUUGGCCGGCUGGUGACGCUCGCACUGUACGUGCUCUCGCUCGGCUAUGGUGGCUACUUUGUGCUCUCUGUCACUGGCUCGGGCUGCGCCACCAACAUCCAAGCGUGCGGAACGAGUACCAAGGAUCUGGUUCAGUACAUGGUGUACUUUAUGCUCUGCGGCGUGCUCGCCAUCUGGGACGCAUGCUUCAGCUCGCGCUACCGCGGGCGCAACCCGUACUAAAACGCCACCGUUGCUGCC